Penicillium chermesinum is the source of this 564-nucleotide messenger RNA. RefSeq names its product DUF4202 domain-containing protein. The transcript is spliced from 2 exons. The coding region runs from base 1 to 564 and encodes 187 amino acids. The record is from RefSeq and is a predicted model, not a curated record. NCBI's taxonomy places the organism in Eukaryota, Fungi, Ascomycota, Eurotiomycetes, Eurotiales, Aspergillaceae.
AUGUCCAAGUACGACCGUGCCCUCGAGCGCAUCGACCGUGCCCACAAAGACGACCCCAACAUCGUCGAGGCCGACGGCACCGCAAUCCCCUACGAGCUGCACUAUGCCCAGAAAAUGACCGGCUACCUCGAGCGCCUCGAUCCCUCCGCCUCGGAGCUCCUGCGCCUCGCGAUCCGUGCCCAGCACCUCCGCCGCUGGGAGGUCCCGCGCAGCUCCUACCCCGCCACCAAGAUCGGGUAUCACUCCUGGCGCUCGGGGCUGCAGCGCCGGCAAGCUGAACUAGCAGAGCAGAUCUGUCGGGAGAGCGGGUAUGAUGCCGAGGAGGCGGCGAGGGUAGGGGCUCUGGUGCGCAAGGCGGAUUUGAAGCAGGGGGAUCCAGACACGCAGACCUUGGAGGAUGUGGCCUGCUUGGUGUUCUUGGACGAUCAGUUUGAUAAGUUUGAGGCUGAUCUGGGCGAUGAGGAGAAGAUGAUUGGGAUCUUGCAGAAGACGUGGGGAAGAUCUCUUAAGAUCGAGUUGUCGGAGCGGGCGCAGUCACUGGUGCAGAAGGCUUUAGCGGGUUGA